CUCUUCCCAUCGGUUGGGAUUUCUCUCUCGGCAUGGCGGAGAUGAUGGGGCUUGGUCUGCCGUCUAAUACCAUUUGUCUUUCACUGUGAGGAGGACACGGGUAUUUUUGUUGUCGGUAAACCGUUCUGCGCCGUUCUUUCCCCCGGUUUCGGGCCAUAAUGGCGGAGCGUGGUGUGGAUGUGUCCGCUCUCCCCCAAGAGGUCCGGGAGCAGCUCGCUGAGCUGGAUCUGGAGCUGUCGGAGGGCGACAUCACACAAAAAGGAUACGAGAAGAAGAGGGCCAAAGUUUUAGCACCCUACUUGACACAAACACAAAAUUUGGCUCCGCCUCCAGCCUAUGAUGCACAGUCUCCUGGUCCAAGCUCCGCCUCUGCACCUGAACCUGGCCCUUCGAACUCGUCCUCCUCCUCUUCUCGCCACCGGCGCACACGGCGUCCACACCGGAGCAGUGGGACUAGAGAUGAACGCUACAGAUCAGAUAUCCACACUGAGGCAGUUCAGGCAGCUCUGGCCAAGCAUAAAGAGGAAAAGAUGGCACUGCCCAUGCCAACCAAACGUCGGUCUGCAUAUGUACAGUCACCAAUUGACAACUGCACCCCACCAGACUCCUCCUCUUCCUCUGAUGAUGAGGCCGUGUCAAGUGAAAGUGCAGGGCCUCAGCAGUCUCCAGACACCUGGAUUAAUAGCUCUCUGCACGGCUCCUCCACCUCCUCCUCCGCCUCCUCCACUCUCUCCCAUGGGGAGUCUCGGCCCACCCAGGCUCCUCAGCCUCAGUCUCAGCAGGUCCCGCCUCCACCCGCACCUGCCCACCCGCCCCACUCCCACUCCCAGCCCUCCGCCCUGGCAGAGGCCUUCGCUCAGACACGCAUCGUGAGAAGAAUAGGAAGAGAUCCAGUAGGAGUCGGGCCCCCUGAUAUGCCAUCCCAUGCUCAGGCCAGAGGCUCUCGUGUGGAUCUGCCUUCCAACGCUGUGGUGCGAGGCAUGAGUCGAGGCCAGAGCCGGUCCAGCAUGAUGGAGACAGCAGACGUGAGAAGAGUUGGCAGAGGUGUUCCUGUGUCCAGUCGUGUGUCCACGAAGAUUCAGCAGCUGCUUAACACGCUAAAACGCCCCAAACGCCCACCACUCAGUGAGUUCUUCAUGGAUGACCAAGAGGAGAUCGUAGAAGUUCCUCAGGCAGAUCCUAACACCCCGAAGCCAGAAGGCCGGCAGAUAAUCCCGGUGAAGGGGGAGCCUUUGGGUGUGGUCAGUAACUGGCCUCCUGCUCUUCAGGCAGCAUUAGCUCGAUGGGGUGCCACACAAGGCAAAAGCCCGGCCCUCACAGCACUGGAUAUCACAGGAAAACCACUUUAUACACUUACGUAUGGGAAACUGUGGAGUCGUAGUGUAAAGCUGGCCUACACUCUCCUCAACAAGCUGGGAACCAAAAAUGAGCAGAUCAUCAAACCAGGAGACCGGGUGGCGUUGGUGUAUCCUAACAGUGAUCCUGGUAUGUUUUGGGUUGCGUUUUAUGGCUGUUUGUUGGCUGAAGUCAUUCCUGUGCCCAUAGAGGUUCCGUUAUCCCGAAAGGAUGCUGGGAGCAGCCAGGUUGGUUUUUUGUUAGGUAGCUGCGGGGUGGGUCUGGCUUUGACUAGUGAGAUCUGUUUGAAGGGUUUACCCAAGACCCCCACUGGAGAAAUAUUGCAGUUUAAAGGCUGGCCCAGGUUAAAGUGGGUGGUGACGGACUCCAAAUACCUCACAAAGCCUUCAAAAGACUGGCAGCCUCACAUACCAACAGCCAACACAGACACGGCAUAUAUAGAGUAUAAGGCCAGUAAAGAGGGCACAGUGAUGGGUGUUGCGGUUUCAAAAGUUGCCAUGUUAACACAUUGCCAGGCACUCACUCAGGCCUGUAACUACUGUGAGGGUGAAACACUGGUGAAUGUUUUGGACUUUAAGAAGGACAUGGGUUUGUGGCAUGGAGUUCUCACGAGUAUUAUGAACCGAAUCCACACCAUCAGUGUUCCAUAUGCAGUAAUGAAGGCCUGUCCACAGUCCUGGGUACAGCGAGUACACAUACACAAAGCACGGGUUGCCCUGGCUAAGUGUCGUGACCUGCAUUGGGCGAUGAUGGCUCACAGAGAACAGAGAGACACCAGUCUGGCCUCCUUGCGCAUGCUAAUUGUUGCUGACGGAGCCAAUCCUUGGUCAGUUUCAUCAUGUGAUGCAUUUUUAAACGUAUUCCAGGCUCAUGGUUUGAAGUCAGAGGUAAUUUGCCCAUGUGCUACAUCACCCGAGGCCAUGACUGUUGCCAUACGGAGGCCUGGGGUCGCUGGUGCUCCUCUUCCAGCAAGAGCCGUCCUGUCCAUGACUGGGCUGAGCCAUGGGGUCAUCAGGGUCAACACCGAAGACAAGAACUCUGCUCUCACCGUCCAGGAUGUGGGACACGUCAUGCCCGGAGCAUUGAUGUGCAUUGUGAAACCGGAUGGACCGCCCAUGCUCUGUAAGACGGACGAGAUUGGAGAGAUCGUCGUGAACUCUCGUGCUGGUGGAACCAUGUACUAUGGCCUGUCUGGAGUCACUAAAAACACCUUUGAGGUUAUCCCAGUCAACGCUAGUGGCACCCCAAUUGGUGAAAUCCCAUUUGUGCGGUCAGGAUUACUGGGGUUUGUUGGACCGGGUAGUCUGAUAUUUGUGGUGGGUAAGAAUGAGGGCUUGCUAAUGGUUAGUGGUCGUCGUCACAAUGCUGAUGAUCUGGUAGCGACUGCACUAGCUGUGGAACCAGUCAAAACUGUGUACAGAGGAAGGAUUGCUGUAUUCUCAGUGACUGUGUUCUAUGAUGAGAGGAUAGUAAUUGUAGCAGAGCAGAGGCCUGAUGCCAGUGAGGAAGACAGCUUCCAGUGGAUGAGUCGGGUUCUUCAGGCAAUUGACAGUAUUCAUCAGGUGGGAUUGUAUUGUCUUGCACUGGUUCCUGCAAACACCCUGCCCAAAACUCCCCUAGGGGGCAUUCACAUUUCAGACACCAAGCAACUCUUCCUGGAGGGGGCGCUGCACCCCUGCAACAUCCUCAUGUGCCCCCACACCUGCGUCACCAACAUGCCCAAGCCACGUCAGAAACAACCAGUUGGUGUCGGCCCUGCCUCCAUCAUGGUGGGUAAUUUGGUUGCUGGGAAAAGAAUUGCACAGGCUGCAGGCAGAGAUCUGGGACUUAUAGAGGACCAAGACCUGGUCAGGAAGCUGUGCAUGUGGCCUACAAUGAUGCAUCAUUUCCUUACAGAGGCUUUACAGUGGAGAGCACAAACCGAUCCUGACCAUACGCUUUAUGUACUUUUGAAUGCAAAGGGAGUGGCAGUAUGUACAGCUACAUGUGUUCAGCUUCAUAAAAGAGCAGAGAAGAUUGCCGCUGCUCUCAUGGAGAGAAGUGGUAUUAACAUCGGAGAGAAUGUGGUGCUUUUGUAUCCACCAGAUGACUUGCCUCGCAAACGACCACCCACAAUCUACAAACCGCCCAAUGCUGAGAUGAUUGCCUAUAUGGACUUCAGUGUCUCAACCACAGGCAUGCUGACAGGAGUGAAGAUUUGGGUAAAUAGUCCACACAAUGCAACAGAAUACUACACUAUAUACGGAGAGGAAAAUCUGCAGGCUGACCACUUUAACACUAAGCUGAGUUUUGGAGAUCCUCAAACGCUCUGGGCCAGAACUGGAUACCUGGGCUUUGUCAAGAGAACUGAACUCACAGACUCCAGUGGAGAUCGCCAUGAUGCCCUGUUUGUGGUGGGCUCUCUGGAUGAGACUUUAGAAUUGAGAGGUUUGCGAUAUCAUCCAAUUGACAUCGAGACCAGCGUAUCACGUGCCCAUCGCAGCAUUGGUGAAAGUGCCGUGUUCACCUGGACAAAUCUGCUGGUGGUGGUGGCUGAACUCUGCGGAUCAGAGCAGGAUGCUUUAGACCUGGUUCCGCUGGUAACCAAUGUGGUUUUAGAGGAGCACCAUCUGAUUGUGGGUGUAGUGGUUAUCGUUGACCCUGGGGUCAUCCCCAUAAACUCCAGAGGAGAAAAGCAGAGAAUGCACUUGAGAGACUCCUUCCUGGCAGAUCAGUUGGACCCCAUAUACGUAGCAUACAACAUGUGAGCUGGGUUAUGGGUGAGACAAAGGCUUACUAGAAAGGUGCUAUGGAGCCUGGCCUCACAACUGGGAUUGGGUUCAUAUACAGACAGACUUGGCCUUGUUUUUUCAGGGAUAAGGUGUCAUUGAACAAAAAAAUACAAAUGUGUGAGAUUACUGUUUUGGAGAAGGGAUACUAUAAUAGAAUUUCCCUUAUUUCUCUCUACCUUCUCUCCCAGAACCCCCUUUCUCAGCAAAAUGCCACUUACAGUAUGUCCAGUUCUUGGUCAUGAUUUAAAUUUACUUGAAUUACCUAGCUGAUUUUUCUACUCAAACGCAUUCCUUUCUAGCACUGACUAACUAGUGUUUUUUUUUUCUUAAAGCCUCAGUUUGUAAGUUUUUGCCUGUGUUGUUUUUGGAAUCAAUGGAAACGAUUUCAGGAGUCAAUACUCAGAAUAACUAAGUGAAAAAAGGGAGACAAAGUGAAAUCUUAAAAAUAAAAAGUGCAAUAUAAACUGUAAUUUAUACAAUUAUGAUAGAUAAAAUAAAUGAUAGGAGGUCUUGAUGGAUGGACUACAAAAGACGUGAGUCGCAUUGAUCAGUCAAGUAAGUAUGUAGGUUUAGCAAUAUAAAUUCUGUAUCUUAAAUUAGUGUUGUUGCAACUCUUUUGGGAUGUUUAGUAGUGUGGUAAUCAAGUUAAUGAACAGACUAGGACGCCAUGAAUGGAAGAUUAAUUCCUUUUAGGAUUUAGCAUUUAAUGAUUCUGAAUAUACACUCAGAAUUGAUUUGCAACCCAGCUUAUUAAUGGUGCUGUGUGUUACAGGGCUUUAAAAUGAAACAUUUUUAGGACAGCAUUGGUGUAAUAGGGUUAUCAAUACUCCCCUGGUCAUUUGUCAUUCAUCAGAUGCUUUUGUCCAAAGCAACUUACAGUAUACUUAUACACAGGAACGGUCCCUCCAGAGCAACCUGGGGUUAAGUGCCUUUCUCAAGGGCAGUAUUGAUUAUAGGACAUUUCUGUAAUGCUCCAGUUCAUAGAAUGCCCUUACCCAGGUCAAAACCCACAGUUUCAUCCAGCAUCAUUUUGGUUAAGACACAGAUGUGCUACAGAGACUGCAGCUGUCAGCUCAGUUUGCUCUGUCAGUUCUGGAAUCAUUUAGCAUUUUAAAUCUUACCACUGGGGCUUUAACAAAAUUUAUUUCAGAUAUGGAGGUUUUCCUGGUUACAAACUUGCAUCUUUUAAUUUGUUUUAGUUCUACAGUAUUUACAAAACACAAUCUACAGUUAUACUAGACAAAAGUGCAAUGUAAUACACAAAAGUAUUUCACUUUUUUUUUUCUCGUUUUAAUCUAUAAUCAUCAGGUUAUUUAAGACGGUCCACAACCAUUUUAAUUAUGAAUUACUUAGUUUUGCAAUUAGUGAGUUUGAUUAAUUGAAUGUUAGCCAUAUAUAUAUAUUACACUGAACAACUUCACUCCUUCAACCCCCACAAGUUCAGCAUGAGGAUAAUCAUUCCUAUUAUUUUUCAUUUAUGCAGAUACAUGUAACAUGGAUUAUUAAUAUCUGUCAACAAGGGCAUAUGUGUAGUAUUAUAUAAUUACUUGCAUUAUAUUGAGUAUCAUAUGUCUUACACAAAAAAAGUGCAGGCACAUUAAAAAACACAUUUUUGGGACUUUAUGCCCAGUCUAACCUCAAUGCCUACAUUUACAAAUCACACAUUCCUUGAGUUCACUUCUCAUCAUAUAGCAGUAAGAAACACUCAUAUAGACAAGAGCAUUUACCAACUGCAGACCUCAUCAUCACACAUCAAGCCCAAACCAAACACAAACUGAGGUACGUAUAGCUCUAUUUUUGCUCUCAUCUAAAGGUGCUUAUACACAUCAGGACAAGCCAUUUAAACCUCUGGCAAAAAAAAAUAAAAAUAAAAAUUCAGGCAUCUGUACAAUAAAACAAAACAACUGUAAAAUAACACGACUCUGUACAAGCAAGCCCCUCGUGAACACCUAACUGUACAAAGGCAUAGAUUUUACAUGUUCGGCAAAGGAUCUUUAAAGGACAGUUGCUGUCUCCUGUACUAUGGACAUUUUUACUAGGAAUGACUAACUUGUAAACCAUAAAUAAUUGUAAAUUAUUGCUUGUGUACAGAUGAGAA
Messenger RNA from Sinocyclocheilus grahami, 6225 nucleotides. RefSeq names its product disco-interacting protein 2 homolog B-A-like. The record is from RefSeq and is a predicted model, not a curated record. The transcript is spliced from 33 exons. The coding region runs from base 159 to 4103 and encodes 1314 amino acids. NCBI's taxonomy places the organism in Eukaryota, Metazoa, Chordata, Actinopteri, Cypriniformes, Cyprinidae.